Molecule: messenger RNA, 1709 nt
Organism: Nematolebias whitei (Rio pearlfish)
Lineage: Eukaryota; Metazoa; Chordata; Actinopteri; Cyprinodontiformes; Rivulidae
Gene: agfg2
Product: ArfGAP with FG repeats 2
Exons: 14
Coding region: 193-1656 (487 amino acids)
Molecular function (GO): GTPase activator activity
Source: RefSeq, a predicted model, not a curated record
GGCAUUAACGUGAAGCCGCAUUAGAGCCGUUUCCAAAAUAAAGCGGGCGUGAGGCGCUCGGUGUAGUAAAACGGAGUAAACCCUGGAAGGCGGAGGAAGAGGAGCACAGAGGAGGCGUCACCGGGACGGGGGUGGGGGAGAACAGUCCCGAGCCUGUCCGUCUCUGUGUAGCAGGCACCGGGCCGGGAUAAAAUGUCGAACCGAAAGCACCGGGACAACCAGGAGAUCUGCGCCCGCAAGGUCCGGGAGCUGGCCCAGUCCGGGGUCAACAAGCACUGCUUCGAGUGCAGCCAGCCCGGGGUGACGUACACGGACAUCACGGUGGGCAGCUUCGUGUGCACGUCGUGCUCCGGAAUGCUGAGAGGCCUCAACCCUCCCCACAGAGUCAAGUCCAUCUCCAUGACAACGUUCUCCCAACAGGAAGUGGAAUUCCUCCAAAACCAUGGCAACGAGGUCGGGAGAAGAACCUGGCUGUGUGUGUUUGACCCGAAGGCCGACGGCUGCCCCGACUUGAAGGACUCGCAGAAGUUCAAAGAGUUCCUUCAGGAUAAAUAUGAGAAGAAAAAAUGGCAUUUUUCCAAAAGUAAAAACCGGAGGGAUGUGGAGGGUCCCUGGAGUCCAGGAGUCCAGGCCAUGCCGUCUUCUCAUGGCCCUCUGACAAGCCAAGGCCCGACCCAUAAUUUACCCCCUAAUGCCAGAUCGGCACGACCACUGUCUCAGGCCCAGCUGCCAUCAUGGGAUCGAGCCCCCGCCGUGUCACCUGCCGAUAUGAGAAUGGACGCGUUCACGGCUCGACCGUCACGCUCCCAAAGCUUCAGAGACCCCUCUUUGAAAGAUUCAACGCUGUGUGGUAUAGAGAGGCAGAGACCAGGCUCUUUGUCUCUGGGGGGUCAGAGCCACACUCCCUCUUUCCCUGCCCUUCCACGGCCUUCAGCCAGCAGCUCGUUCAAAAACCACUUCACUUUAGGUCGUACGGUGUCGGUCUCAGGGACCACGGGGCCCUUCAGAGCCUUUCCAAAGUCCCUCAGCGUGGACUUUGGAGGUCUGAGCCACCCUCCGACGCAGCCCCUGCCUCAGUCUCGGUCCCAGCCUCAGCAGCAGGCCGCCGCCGUCAGCCGGACGACGCCACAGGUCAGCAGCUCCAACAGUCAGGACCGCUACGCCGCCGUGUCCCAGCUGGACAGCGUCUUCUCUGAAACGUCCUCCACUGCAGCUCCCCCGGGUGGCCCUCCCCAGUACAGCUCCAUCUUUGGCAGCAGGCUCUCGUCCAGCUCCUCUCCUGCCAGUUCCCCUGGCGUCGAUUCGGUUUCCAGCUCUCAAACUUUUGGAAGUUUCCCCAACCCGUUCAGCUCCAGUGGCGGGUCGGCCUCCCAGCAGCCCGUUGCCCUCUCCCCCAGUAACCCUUUCAGCACCGCCUCAGGAGGUGACUCCGGUGUUUUUGUCACUUCGCCCACCUUUCCUCCUUCAGCUUCCUUCCAUUCAGCUGCCUCCCAGAAUGCAUUUCCUCACGAAUCAGCCACCAGUCAAGAAGCCAACGGUUUCGCCUCAUUUCCUGCGUCUGACUCUCAGUCCAAAGUCCCCCGGCCCAUGUCUGUAAACCCGUUCACGGGGAAUGUUUACCCCAGUCGAGGGACAUCGAGAAAUCCUUUCAUCUGAACCCCCCCCAAUUCUCCUCACUUCUCUGUGAACCGAAGGAGGAGUGAACUUGA